GCUCACAUAACCAUAUUUCAUAUUUCCUAAUUGUGUGUGUGUGUGUGUGUGUGUGUAUAUAUAGUUAUAGCCCCUCCCUCUCACUCUUAUAUGAUCAAUACUUCUACUUCAUGAGACCUCAAACUAAAGGCAAAUUAAGAACACGGGACAAGGGUGACCGAAUCGUUAUACUUUUGCGCUGAAUACUAUUAUGGCGGAGGAGUUUCAAGCCAGGAUUUGUGGCGGCAACCCAUGGUGGAGUUCAUCGAGACACGUGCUGGCGGCGUCACCGUGUUCUGUGGGUUUUAAUGAUCAUAUGGGGGGCUUCGGGUACCCCAACGACAUGGUGGACAUCAAGGCAACAAGGUCUUCCUGCGGUUUUGGUCUUUCAUCAUCGUUAUCUUCAACACCCUCAGAUUUCAACCAAGCUUUGCUCCUUCGCAGUAGUAGUGGAAGAGGUGAGAGCAAUUUUCAUAAUUCUAUGCUCCAAGAAGAUAUGGGUAUGAACACCAAGUUGAACACUGGCGCCCUAGGCGAUGAAGAAUCAUCUUCUAUCAUAAAUGUUUUCAAGCCCAUGAAUCAAGAUUUAUCUUUAGACCAAUUAGGUUCACCAUCGUCUUCUGGCUUUCCUAUAAGCUCAUCGUCAUCAGCUGCUAUUUCUUAUGGCUUCUCCUCAGCCUUAAUGUUGCAAACUCUAUUUGAUUCUGAACCAGUACCUCAAACCCAACCCCAACAAUCAGUUUUCAACAACAAUCAGUUUUCAAAUGGCCCGUUAUUAUCACCUUCUCCUACUAGUAAUUGUUGGCCGCCGAGAUACUCUCCAAACAGUUGCCUAAGACCCUCAUCGCUACCAAAGCAGUUACAACCUGGUGUUGGUGGCGGUAGCUUGCACUUUUCCAAUAACAUUAGUACACCCUUCUGGAACGCCCCCACUCCCGCGGCUUUAAAUCAAGACAAUACUAUUCGAUCUAGUAAUGAUCUGUUUUCCUCCUCACAAGCACAGUAUACAACACCUUCUCUGUCACCUUUUCAUGAAAAGAAACCCAAUUCCAACAACUUUACCACCAAGGCCAAUACUAAUGGAGAUGUCCAAGACUCAAGCUCCUCUGUUGUAAAGAAAAGUAGCAGCAGCGCCUGUGAACCUGUAUUCAAAAGAGCUCGAAUUGAAACACCUUCACCCUUACCGACUUUUAAGGUUCGGAAGGAGAAGCUUGGGGACCGGAUCACUGCUCUCCAGCAAUUGGUUUCACCUUUCGGAAAGACUGAUACAGCUUCUGUCCUCCACGAAGCUAUUGAGUACAUCAAAUUCCUCCACGAUCAAGUCAGUGUUUUAAGUACUCCAUAUAUGAAAAAUGGAGCUCCCAUGCAACAGCAACAGGGUACUGAUAAAAUGGAGGAGGCCUCGGAAGGAGCACAACAAGAUCUACAAAGCCGAGGACUCUGUUUGGUUCCAAUUUCAAGCACAUUCCCGGUUGCUAAUGAGACCACAGCUGAUUUUUGGACACCAUCAUUUGGAGCAACUUUCAGGUGAUCAGAAGAGAAGAGCUGAGGAAGCCAAGGCCUAAAGUGCAUGCUGAGCCAACUGCUAGCAGGACUAAUGAUCGAUGUAGAGCUAGCAAGCGAUUAAAUAUUAUAGACCAUUUCAAUUUUUAUGUAAAACUAAUUAAUAUAAGUUAUCAGUUAGGAGAUGAGUUUGGAACAGGAACAGGUGCUAAAUUUAGCGGAAGUUGAUAUUAUAUUAGGGUUUAGGGAUAUUAAGUUGUUGACAAUAGCUGAAUUUAGCAGAUGGGGUGUAAAGAGCUGCCUUUUGUUCCUGUUCAUGUAUGUUGAGGGUUGGCACCACCACCUUUCCAUUAUCUCAGAGAAGAGAAAAAUAAAUAGAUUUAAAGCGAUUUGAAUUGUAGUUAAUUGAUUUAUAUAAUGUAUGUAUUGUUGAUUGUUGUAA
Malus domestica (apple) is the source of this 1924-nucleotide messenger RNA. Its product is annotated as transcription factor bHLH112-like. Lineage: Eukaryota; Viridiplantae; Streptophyta; Magnoliopsida; Rosales; Rosaceae. Gene Ontology annotation, cellular component: nucleus. Gene Ontology annotation, biological process: regulation of transcription by RNA polymerase II. The record is from RefSeq and is a predicted model, not a curated record. Gene Ontology annotation, molecular function: protein dimerization activity; RNA polymerase II cis-regulatory region sequence-specific DNA binding; DNA-binding transcription factor activity, RNA polymerase II-specific.